AUGGCACAGAGACCUUCGUAUAAUGCAAUUGAGGACUAUGGCUUGAUCGGGGACAUGCACACAUGUGCCCUGAUCAGCAAGGCCGGUAGUCUGGAUUAUAUGUGUUGGCCGGUCUUUGAUUCCCCCACAGUGUUCUGUCGUCUGCUGGACGAGAAGAAGGGCGGCUUCUGGUCCGUGGAGCCCUCCAAGUCAAUGAUUGAUCCGCAUAACAAGCAGCGGUAUCUUCCAUACUCGAAUCUGCUCGAAACCCGCUGGACCAAUGAAGACGGUGUCGUGACCCUGCUGGACUACUUCCCGGUGACGCCCAAGAAACUGCCUCAGUCGGGCCGACUGCUCUCGGGUUACUGUCCGUGCAAUGAGUCCAACGCCAACCGCUUCAAGUCUGGUCUGCAGCACUCUGGUCUGAUCAGAAAAAUUGAGUGUAGCCGAGGCACGAUGGAAUUACAGGUGGAAUUGUUCCCGGCCUUUAACUACGCACGGGAUACGCAUACCGCUCGUGGAAAACUGGAAAAUGACCUGGCCGGCCACCGGUUACAGACUGUCCAUUUUGAGAGUGAGUCCGAGCGGCUGCAGCUCGACAUCUUUGCCGAUUCGCGGGAGGCCGACAAGUUGGGCCUCCCCAAGGCUACUCUGAGCCUGGAGGAACGAGAGGGUGCAAAGGGCCGUGGACUGGUGGCGUUGAUUCGCCUGUCCGAGGGACAAACCGUGCAUUUUGUGCUGCAUAGUCCCGAGAAGGCGGUACCUGGCUCGACUCUGAUAGCAGCAUAUCUGGCAAAGAUGGAGGAAGACACAUCCGACUACUGGACUGACUGGACUCGCAAGUGUGAGUUCCGUGGGCACUAUCGCGAGACGGUCGAACGCAGCCUUUUGAUCUUAAAGCUACUCACUUACAAACCCACGGGAGCCAUCAUUGCAGCGCCCACCUUUUCACUUCCUGAAAAUGUGGGCGGUUCCCGUAACUGGGACUAUCGAUACUCCUGGGUGCGCGACACAGCGUUUACGCUGUACGUCUUCUUGAAAAUGGGAUACAGCCGCGAGGCAGAAGACUACGUGAAUUUCAUCUUUGAACGGAUCUUCCCGCAUGCCGCACAAGACAUCGAGCCGGGAAGCAAGCGACCCUUCUUGCCGCUGAUGUUCACUAUCCGUGGCGAGUACGACAUUCCCGAGUUGGAGCUGGACCACCUUGACGGUUACAAGGGUAGCAAGCCCGUCCGCGUAGGUAACGCAGCUGUCUUCCACACGCAACUCGAUAUCUAUGGCGAACUCUUGGACAGCAUCUACCUCUACAACAAGCACGGAAAUCCAAUCACCUACGAUCAAUGGGGCUCAAUCCGCCGCAUGGUGAACUAUGUUAUUGGUGUAAGACACCAAAAGGACAUGUCCAUUUGGGAGUCUAGAGGCCAAAUCCAAAACUUCAUCUAUUCCAAGGUCAUGAUGUGGGUAGCCCUGGACCGUGGAAUCCGCUUGGCAGAAAAGCGAGCCAGUUUGCCCUGCCCGGACCGAUUCCAGUGGAUUCAAGUGCGGGAUGAAUUGUACGACGAGAUCAUGGAUAGAGGAUACAAUGCCGAACGUGGCCAUUUCUGUCAGAGCUACGAGAGUCGUGAGGUUCUUGAUGCGUCGAUUCUCAUUGCGCCGUUGGUGUUCUUUGUGGCACCUAAUGAUCCGCGAUUCAUCAGUACCCUUAAGCGCAUUCUGCAAGGCCCUGAGAAAGAAGGUCUUUCCAGCGCUAAACUGGUAUUCCGAUAUGACCACCUCAAAGCAAACGAUGGCGUCGGCGGAAGCGAGGGUGCCUUUAUCAUGGUAACAUUCUGGCUCGUCGAAGCAAUGGCUCGUGCCGCUAAAUACGACGUCACCAUUCCAAAUCUCUGGAAACUCGCCCUCUCGCACUUUGACAAUAUCUUGUCUUAUUCGAACCAUCUGGGCAUGUUCUCUGAAGAAGUGGCGAUUUCGGGUGAACAGAUGGGUAAUACGCCCCAGGCAUUUAGUCAUCUUGCUUGUAUUAGUGCUGCGAUGAAUUUGGAGAGAUUGGGUCGUGAGGAGUAA
This is a messenger RNA of Penicillium subrubescens, 2043 nucleotides long. Its product is annotated as glycoside hydrolase family 15 protein. Bases 1 to 2043 code for a protein of 680 amino acids. Gene Ontology annotation, biological process: carbohydrate metabolic process. Gene Ontology annotation, molecular function: hydrolase activity, hydrolyzing O-glycosyl compounds. The transcript has 3 exons. The record is from RefSeq and is a predicted model, not a curated record. Lineage: Eukaryota; Fungi; Ascomycota; Eurotiomycetes; Eurotiales; Aspergillaceae.